GGGCAUCCCAGUGCCAGGAACAGUUUCAUUUCUAUGCGGAAAUUCCCAGUGCAUGGAGGAGGGACCCUUUCGAUUCAUUAGCAGCGGUGAGAGCCUUCCUUUAGAGCAGCCACAAAGAAGAGAGAGGCACAGCUUUCAAUCUCUUCCUGGUUUCCAGCCCUUGAUACUUUCAUCAUAUCUCCCCAACAGCCUGGGAGGUAUGUAAAAGUAACAGUGCUCUUGUCAUCCUUUAAAUUCCACAUUCCUCUUCUUUCUUUCUUUCUUUCUUUCUUUCUUUCUUUCUUUCUUUCUUUCUUUCUCUUUGCUCCUUCCCAUGGAUAAAAUUUCCCCAGCGGCCAGAAUCGCUGUCUGGGAAGCAUAUUUCCUUCUAAUCGGUUUUACAGCUCUUUUAAAGUAAUAUGUCAGAUCAUUUUCUCCAUAUACAUAGUUAAUGAAAGUAACCCUACAAAUUCAUUUUGAAUAGAUGGAAGUUGUUAUAACCCUGAUCUGGAAUUUAUUAUGUUCAUUACAAUCUUGCUGAAGUAGGUAAUGUAAUGGACUAUUACUUUUAUUAUCUUUUUAAUCCCUCAAAAUUAUUAGGAACUGACUAAUAUUUGGCAUCACCCUAUUCAUGUUUAAACAGAAAUUGAUACCGCCAUUCAUCUAACAAAUGAUGGAGUGCUUCCCCUGCCCCCCCUCCAUCAAAGGCGGGGGGGAUAACUUGGAAAGGUUUUUCAAUCUGGAUCAGUCCCAAAGUUUCCAAAAGAAAACUAUAAGAAUGUGAUAAAUCAGUGCUCUUAAGUUGUUUGAAGCAUUUAAAGGAUAGGAUUUUAGUGGCUUCAUAUCCCCUGGCUAUGACAUUGUUGCUCCUUAAUUUUAAAAGCCAAUAAACCAGAAGCCUUGCACUUCUCUCUGGGUCAAACCACUUGCUUAAUAACCAAUUGUGCACUUAAAUAUAGGUGGCCUAUACUAUUGGUUUAAUUGCAGAAAAAGAAAAAAAGGGGAAAAAACACCAGAUGCUUUUGUUUUAAAGUAAGUUCCUCUACUGAAGAGGCUAGAACAGCUCAGUUGGUUAGAGCAUGAUGCUGAUAAUAUCAACCUUGCAGGGUCAAGCCCCAUAAGGGACAGCUGCAUAUUCCUGCAUUGUAGGGGACUGGACUGGAUGAUCCUUGGGGUUCCCACCAGCUCUGCAAUUUUGAUUCUACAUAGUUUAUACGGGACGCGGGUGGCACUGUGGGUUAAACCACAGAGCCUAGGACUUGCCGAUCAGAAGGUCGGCGGUUCGAAUCCCCGCAAUGGGGUGAGCUCCCGUUGCUCGGUCCGUGCUCCUGCCAACCUAGCAGUUCCAAAGCAUGUCAAAGUGCAAGUAGAUAAAUAGGUACCGCUCCGGCGGGAAGGUAAAUGGCGUUUCUGUGCACUGCUCUGGUUCGCCAGAAGUGGCUUAGUCAUGCUGGCCACAUGACCAGCUCCCUCGGCCAAUAAAGCGAGAUGAGCACCGCAACCCCAGAGUCAGUCACGACUGGACCUAAUGGUCAGGGGUCCCUUUACCUUUACCUAGGGGACUGGACUGGAUGAUCCUUGGGGUUUCCACCAGCUCUGCAAUUCUGAUUCUACAUAGUUUAUAGCUGCAGGGACUUGGUCAGAUGGGCAGGGUACAAAUAAAUUAUUAUUAUUAUUGUUGUUGUUGUUGUUGUUGUUGUUGUUAAUUUGUUUUGCAAGAGACAAUCAAAAGGCUUCUUAAAUGCAUAGGCCUUGCAUACUCAACUUGUUUUGUCAGAUGCAUACCAUUGUAGUCUAAUUUCCUUGUACAGUGGUACCUCUGGUUACAGACGCUUCAGGUUACAGACUCCACUAACCCAGAAAUAGUACCUCGUGUUAAGAACUUUGCUUCAGGAAGAGAACAGAUAUCACGCAGCAGUGGGAGGCCCCAUUAGCUAAAGUGGUACCUCAGGUUAAGAACAGUUUCAGGUUAAGAAUGGACCUCCAGAACAAAUUAAGUUCUUAACACGAGGUAUCACAAUGGGAGCACAAAAUGAUCUUGAUAAAUGUUUCAAGUGGGAGAACCCCCGUGUUUAUACAUCAGAAGUACAUGACAUAAAUCUGCAUGAAAUAAACUCAAAUGCACUCUUCCAUUCCGUACAGCACCAUCUUCAAAAUAUAUCUUAUUUAUUUGUUGGCUUAAAAAACAAACCAACAACAGCUUUCCCAAUCUCUCCAGGCAAUUCGCAAUAAAAACUAAUAUGCAUUUAUACUUAAAAUCAAAUGAAUAUUUAAAACAAUACAUUGCAGUGUUCUGGCUUUGCAAACAGCUAGAAAUUAAAAAAUAUCUGGAGGGACCACAAAGCAUUGCUGGAGAGCAUCUUUUGCACGCAGGAAGUUCCAGGUUCAAUCCCAGGCACCCUCAGUUAAAAAGAGCAGGUGAUAGGGAAAUAUCCCUGCUUUAGGUCCUGGAGAACUUCUGUCAGUAAGAAAGUAUACAGUAGUGGUCUAGACUGGGAUGGGGAACCUUUUUCAGUCAGAGAGCUGCAUUCCCUUCUGGGCAACCUUCUCAGGGUCACAAGCCAAGGGUGGGCAGAGCCAGAAAUAAUAAUAAUAAUAUCAUUUAUUAUUUAUACUCCACCCAUCGGGCUGGGUUUCUCUAGCCACUCUGGGUGGCUCCCAACAGAAUUAAAAGCACAAUAAAACAUCAAACAUAAAAAACCUCCCUAAACAGGGCUGCCUUCAGACGUCUUCUAAAAGUCAGAUAGCUGUUUAUUUCCUUGACAUCUGAUGGGAGGGCGUUCCAUAGGGCAGGCGCCACCACCAAGAAGGCCCUGUGCCUGGUUCCCUGUAACCUCGCAGUGAGGGAACCACCAGAAGGCCCUUGGCGCUGGACCUCAGUGUCUGGGUAGAAAGAUGGGGGUGGAGACGCUCCUUCAGGUUUACUGGACCGAGGCCGUUUAGGGCUUUAAGGAUCAGACCAACACUUUGAAUUGUGCUCGGAAACUUAUUGGGAGCCAAUGUAGGUCUUUCAGGACCGGUUUUAAAUGAAACAAACAUUGGCAGGGCCAGGGACAAAAGUAGUCAGAGCAACAGAUGUGACUCUAACCCAGGGGUCAGCAAACUUUUUCAGCAGGGGGCCGGUCCACUGUCCCUCAGACCUGGUGGGGGGCCGGACUAUAUUUUGAAGAUGAAAAAAGAACAAAUUCCUAUGCCCCACAAAUAAACCACAGAUGCAUUUUAAAUAAAAGGACACAUUCUACUCAUGUGAAAACACACUGAUUCCCGGACCAUCUGCAGGCCAGAUUUAGAAGGCGAUUGGGCCGGAUCCGGCCCCUGGGCCUUAGUUUGCCUACCCAUGCUCUAAUCUAUACACACUAGGCUAUACAGUAUUUCAGCCAUGCAGAAAGUAGUGGCAGACUUUGAGCUCUCAAAUUUCAACUGCGCCCUGUGCAACACUAAAAUUCACCCCUUCACCUCUCACACUGUUCUACGGCGUUGUUGUGGUACCCCCUGGAGUGCAGCCAAACUGGUCACACUCCCCUAAAACGGCCUCUGCCAAAUUGUAAUACAACAGAAUGCAACAUAACAACCAGAAGAAGCAAGAUCAAUGCAGUUAAAAACUGCGCAGCCCCUAGCACAGUGCAUUGCAAUGGCUGCUGCAGGAAGAAAAACCAUUAAGUGAUCCCCCAAGAUCAUCGGCAAUUUUCAGGUGGUCUGUGGAGAAAAAUGUUUAGGAACCACUGGACUAGGGAGUUGGUUUUGCUGGGCAGGGAAGGCUCUCAAGGAGGAAUAAGAAUCAGAAUGGGCCUGACUGCGUAAGCAAGACAAGUGGCCUGUUGGAGAAACAUACUUAUAGAGAGGUCAAUGCAGUGUCUUGUGAUCCAAAGAUUGCAUUCAGCCUUAGAGUCACCCCAGCAUUCUCUGUCACAUUGUAUGGGGUCCUCCUGGGAUGCCCUUCCAAGCAACGUAUCUUGUUCCAGUCCUGGUGAAAGAUGGAAUAUGAUGGUAGCUAUGCUAUUAUUAUUAUUAUUAUUAUUAUUAUUAUUAUUAUUAUUAUUUGUACCCCGCCCAUCUGGCUGGGUUUCCCCAGCCACUCUGGGUGGCUUCCAACAAAAUAUUAAAAUACAACAUUAAAACAUUAAAAGCUUCUCUAAACAGAGCUGCCUUCAGAUGUCUUCUAAAAGUCUGGUGGUUGUUCUUCUGUUUGACAUCUGGUGGAAGGGCGUUCCACAGGGCAGGCGCCACUACCGAGAAGGCCCUCUGCCUGGUUCCCUCUAACUUGGCUUCUCACAGAGAGGGAACCGCCAGAAGGCCCUCGGCGCUGGACCUCAGUGUCCGGGCAGAACGACGGUGGUGGAGAUGCUCCUUCAGGUAUACUGGACUGAGGCUGUUUAGGGCUUUAAAGGUCAGCACCAACACUUUGAAUUGUGCUCAGAAACGUACUGGGUCUCAGAUAUCAUUGCACAUCUCUCCUAAACACUGAAGAAAUGCAAUAGGUUUGCUACCAAACACAAGAAAUCAUCUUUCAGCGGUAUAUGACAGGACCUCUCCUCUCUAUUCCUGCCAUAAUGAUAUUCACAUCUUAUGAUCUGUAACGAAGAUAAAAAAUAAAAAGAGCCAAGGGGCAAAAAAAAAAAAAAGAAUUCCAAACACUGCUUUAAUAAGAGCGAAAGCUUUUUCUCUCAUCCUAGCCCUGAGGCAAAUAAAUGAAAGUGUCCGCCCAAUAUUCUUGUAGGUUUAAACUGAAUGGAAGUGUUCCUUUUGAAAAGCUCGUUCUGUCUGACAGUCGUGAAUGUGUUCCUAUUUCAGUCUCUCUUUGGACACCCAUCUUGUCUGUGCUGACGUGGCUUUUCAUUUAGCUAAAGAUUAACAGGAUGCAACAGAAUGACAGGAAUCCAGGACAACUUCACUGCACAGAACGCAAUUGUUCCUAUGCGUGUGUGUGUGUGAUUGGGUACCAAAAAUAGUGUUGAAAGCACUAUUGCUUGCAAUAUCCCUGACACGAAGGUACUAUUAUUAUCUCCAUAUUGUAGAAAUGAGAGAAGGACACUUGCCUAAGACCAUUUAAUUGAAUUCAUAACACAGCUGACAUCUGAAUGAGGGACUGAAUCAACUUCUUCAACACCAUGCUACCCUCCCAGCUGCAAACCUAUACAUACUUACCAGGGUGUAAGCCCCUUUCAACUCAGUGAUGUUUACUUCAGAGUAGAGAUGUAUAGAAUUUCAUUGCAAAUCUCAAAAAUUAUCACCUAUCUUUUUUUUAAUACACGCAAGUGUGUGUGUGUAUCUUCAGUUCUGUCUAUAACUUUGCACAUAUAUCUUUCAAUUUCUUUUGCUGAGAUGUGUUAAAUAUAACAUCCAAAAAGCUCCAGAGAGCCAUUUAUUUCAAAAGUAUUUCAGCUGUCUGCAUUGGAAUAAAUACGGCAAUGCAAGUGUUGUUAUAGUGAUGGCUUUAUAAAGUACAAAAUGCAGUGAACAAUGCGCCUUUUAGAGGGCCCUGGACAGUUGCAAGCCAUGGCAGAACAAUGUAGAAAUUCAUUUCAUCUCUUUUAUGAUUAGUUUUCUGUAAAAACUGUGCCAUGUACAAUCGAAAGCACACUCUAAUAUUGUCAAACAUACAUCCUAUGAACAGUGUGAAUGGAGUGAGUUGGGUUGGGGAUGUGUUAUCACCAAAGCAAUUGCAGCAGAACAAUUAUUCCCAUUUUGAAUAAAAGUGCACUGUGAACUUCUCAACUGAUUACAGUUCUUCCGUUCUUUCUGAAACAACUCUCGGUUCGAUUAAUUAGCUAGUUAAGCUAAGUAUUACAGCAUCUCUGUGCCAUUAGCAAUUUGAGGUUCUUUGCUGAAGGUCAUUUUGCUAAUAUGCCGGAGACACAUGGAGCCUGUUGCACAUAUCAUGGUUAAAACCUGAAUGUAGGCAUCCGCUUCAAUUAAGAUCGGAUCAAAAUCUACAUUUUAAUAUCGGAUUAAUCAGUGGGUGCUUUAAUCAUGCCCGUGCAUCUAUUAAUGCUCUCUUCGUCCCUAAUUGCUUGGGAACAAGAGGACUACCAGAGAAGGGGGUUCUACAACUGUAACAACUGUGCAGAGCCAGAGUCAAGGAAACUAUUAGAAGCUGGGAGGUAAAUCUUCUUGUUCCUGUCAGCAGGCUGCAUGAACAGGACCUGUGUGCAUCUCCCCUUUCCACAGUUACACAGCAGACUCUUUACACUCUUGGAAUCCUUAAGUACAGCAGAAUGGAAAUGGCACUGGAGAGUCGAACACUAAGUGGGAAGGGCGGAGAGUCUCUUGAAAUGAACUGCACACAGUCCGUUGUGUUGGCAUGAUUGAUACUGGAGCAUGUAGGUGUAAUGAAACUGAUGCUGUCUCCUCUGCACCUGUGAUUUAUUGAGUACAAAUUUAAGAUGAGAAAAGGCCCCAUACCAGGAGCUGCAUCUUCCCCCUCAAAGGGAGGCUGCUCAUCCAUCACCGACCAUUGCAAGAGGCCCAAUAGCGAGCUGCUCAUCAGAUGAGGCAAUAGUCUCUUUGUUGGGAUUCCUAACAAGUGUUGGAUCAGCAAAAGUCUAUUUAGACUUGUGGACCUUUCAGGACCAAUUUGUAGUGGGUCACUGAUUCUGCUUGUGUAUUAUCUUCUUUACUUACUAGUACCAGUUGGGCAAGCAGCAGAGAUUAAUGGUUUUAGCUGCUGACUGUUUGUGGCAAUCUACCACAUCUGGAGCCAAAGAUUAAGAUUUGUGUAAGAGUGUGUGCUUGUGUGCAUGCAUGUGCUUGUGUGCUUGUGCAUGUAUGGCUUACCACCGUGGCUGAGUUAAUGGACAGAGGGCCUUUGUGCUGCUGAACAUCAUAUUCUUACUCUGUCACUGAAAACCACACAUUUUUAUCCUGUUUUAUCCUGUUUCAGUAUUUUGAUGGCCAUGUUUAGGGAGUCAUCAUAGAGUUUUAUUUUUUGGAAACCCAGUUUAAAUACAGAUAUCCAUGUUGUAGCCGUCCUGGUGGGGCCAUAGUAAAUCGCUCCAUAUAACAAACAGUGUUAUUAAAUUAUUACCUUUACAUCCCACCUUAUUCUGCAAGGAACUCAAGGAGUGUAGUUAUUCCCAGCUCUCUUUUCUCAUCACAGCAGCCCUGUGAGGUAGGGCUAGUCUGAGAGACAGCCAAAGAAUACUGAGCAAGGAUUUAAAUCAGGGGUUUCCCUGACCCACAGCUCUAAUGACCAACCCCACACUGGUUUUUUCCUGUUUGCGUUCACCAUGGAAAUUGGGUGACUUUUUUCACUCCACUACCAACCUUUUCUGAGAUGUUUGCACCGAUAUGGAGAAAACAGACUGAUCCACAUGACAAGGCAGUAAAACGACGUAAAAUUUCUGGAAAUGUUGAAGCCAUGGGCGGGGGGACAACUGUUUUUUUUAUUUUUAAUGGAAAUUUUUGAGGAAAUUGAAAUGCAUUGAUUUCAGGAUCUCAUCCAAAACUGGCACAAUCUUGUCUGAAAUUGGCACCAAUGGUGGCAGGGCUUCUCCUCCAUCAGUCAAUGUGGCAGGGCGCAUGGCAGUGGCACAGCAGGGGGUGGCAAGAGUAGGCAGGUCAUGGGUAGGCAAACUAAGGCCCGGGGGCCAGAUCUGGCCCAAUCGCCUUCUAAAUCCGGCCCAUGGAGGGUCCGGGAAUCAGCAUGUUUUGACAUGAGUAGAACGUGUCCUUUUAUUUAAAAUGCAUCUCUGUGUUAUUUGUGGAGCAUAGGAAUUCAUUCAUUUCCCGCUCCAAAAUAUAGUCUGGCCCCCCACAAGGUCUGAGGGACAGUGGACCGGCCCCCUGCUGAAAAAUUUUCUGACCCCUGAGGUAGGUGGUAGCAGCAGUGGCAGCGCAAAGUGGCAUUCCCUGUUUUGCCUCAAGCAGUGGGACAAGAAGUGGACCCGAAAGACUUCGAAAUAAGGACAAAAAAUCCUUUCAGGAAGAUUGGGAACUUCUCUGCCCUUCUUUACUAAAGAACAUAAUUUAUCUAGAUAGUGUGCAGAUUUGAAAAUUUAAGAGCUUAGAGCAGCUGAGUUUAGGAACGAAGAAGGAAUAUUAAUGUGAAUGUACUGCACCUUGUUUGCAGUUUCCAAACCAAUACAUUAACCAAAAUACACCUUUGAAAUCCACAAAUCUCUGAAUUUUGCAAUUCAGUUCUGCAACAAUAAAUGUGUACAUUGAGCAAAGAUGUACGCAGAAAUAUAUUAUAUUGGGGAAAGCUGUUUGCAGAAAUGCAUAUAUUGAUCAAAGUUACAUAUAAAUUCAUGUACUGGGAAAAUUAUUAAAAAUUUGCUAUGCAGUGUUUUUUUAAAAAAAUAUUAAUCACAAACUGAAGGGGAAAUGGAGAAAACUGAAUUCAGGACUGGAAAAUGAGGUAUGGAGAGAAAGCAGAUUUCAUGGAUUUGUCCAACCCUAGUUUAGGACAGAAUUUCUGCAUCUUCCAAGUAAACUUUAAAAGGUUCUUAAACGUUUAGGGUAAAUAGAAAAGAACAGUAAAUCAAGCAAAUGUGAAAAUGAAUACAAAACAUCAUGCUUAUCAACUACAAAACAGGUGCAAAGUUUUAUAAAUUGCCACUAGCCAAUUUCAGUUAAAUGCAGUUACUCUCCACUGCCCUAGAAUGCAAAGUCAGUUUUCUUUAUCACCGUACCAGCAUGGACACACUGUAGUCCCCAAACUCCUAUAACAGACAGAAUCAUACGAGUGUCAAAAUACAGAGGUUAAUGUCUGCUUGUUAGGACCACUGCUGAAAAUAUAACCUUGUUUGUUCGUUCAUUUGCUCAAAUCAAUUUUACUUUUCAACGUAAAAUUCCCAAGGCUGCUUACAACAUAUUUUAAAAUCAAUAACAAUAAAACCAUCAAAACAAAACAACACAACAGUAAUUGUUUUCUUCAGGUGGGGAAUCCCAAAGAGCAUUGAAAGCUACUAAACUGCCUGACCAGCCCUCAUGUCUGAGCCCAUUAAAUGUCUGAGAAAUCAAACUAUUUUUACCUGGAUUCUGAUAAGUGAUCAGAUUUGUUGCCAGAUGACCAGAUAAGAGAGGAAGAGAGACAGAGAGAUAUCUGUUAUUAAGGUGCCACAAUCAAGGAGGCCCUACUUCUAGUUGCCAGAUGUAUCACCUUAGAUGAAAUGGCUUGUGUGUUCAAAAACAUAAAACAGAAUUCUUAACUGAUUUGAAUCAGUUUCUUACCUUAAAGGAUGCAGGUGGCGCUGUGGUCUAAACCACUGAGCCUUGGGCUUGCCGAUCGGAAUGUUGGCAGUUUGAAUCCCCACGACGGGGUGAGCUCCCGUUGCUCUGUCCCAGCUCCUGCCAACCUAGCAAUUCAAAAGCAAGCCAGUGCAAGUAGAUAAAUAAGUACCACUGUGGCAGGAAGGUAAACAGGGUUUCCGUGUGCUCUGGCUUCCAUCAGGGUAUUCCAUUGUGCCAGAAUCAGUUUAGCCAUGCUGGCCACAUGACCCAGAAAGCUGUCCGUGGACAAAUGCCAGCUCCCUCAGCCUGAAAGCGAGAUGAGUGCCGCAACCCCAGAGUCGCAUUUGACUGGACUUAAUCGUCCAGGGGUCUUUUACUUUUACCUUUAGCUUAAAGCAAUAGUCAAGGGAAAAACCUCAACAGCUAAGAGAAGGGCAGUUUGGUGAAUGGAAUACAAUCAAGUUUUGUUAUGCUUGGCACUGCAGUCCAAACCCUAGCUGGGGAGUGGCAGGCAAAUUGUUUCACCAGCUCCGGGCAAGACCAGCUCUUGAUCCUCUGGCAGAACUUCCAUUUGCCUCUAUAGGUCAGCUGGGAUGGGGAGUUCCACAUUGGCAGAGUGAUACUGGCCUCACUCUGUGGGCCAAGUUUGGUGGAAGCUGGUAGGGUUGGAAAGAUGGGCAUCUCCACCUAUUCAAACCCUCCCCAGUCAGUGCGAAGAAGGUUUGGAUUGCAGCCUUAAUAUUUUUUUUUGUUUUAUUAACAAGUUCUAAACCAGGCAUAGGCAAACUUGGCACUCCAGAUGUUUUGGGACUACAGCUCCCAUCAUCCCUGACCACUGGUCCUGUUAGCUAGGGAUGAUGGGAGUUGUUGUCCCAAAACAUCUGGAGGGCCAAGUUUGCCUAUGCCUGUUCUAAACUGUGUUGGCAAUGUAAAGAGAAAGAGGGCAAUUUUUACCAUAUGUGGUGGACAUGUACAUUGGUAAAGGCUUUCUGGGAAAUGAUAUAUAAUGAACUUAAGAAAAUGUUUAAAAAUAGAUUCGUUUAAAAAACCAGAAGCCUUUUUACUAGGUAUUAUAGGUGAAGAGUUUCCAAGAGAAGAUAAAAGACUUUUAAUGUAUGCAACAAUGGCAGUGAGAGUGCUACUAGCCCAGAGAUGGAAGGAAGGAGAAAUACCAACAAAAGAAGACUGGCAGAUGAAACUGAUGGAGUAUGCAGAAAUGGCAAAACUGACAGGAAAGAACCGAAAUCAGGAAGAUCAAGUAUUUUCUAAAGACUGGAGUAAAUUUGUAAUUUACUUAAAAGACCACUGUAAACAGUUAAAAUAUUUGGCAAGGAUGUAAAGACAUUUAUAAUGUGGAAUAAUUAUGGUUAUAUAAUAGCUAGAUAAGGGUAAAAGAUGCAGUAAAUUUAAUCUUAAAGAUGGAACCCAUGGAGGAAAGGAAGGAGAUCUAAGGAUUCGAAAGAACUCUGUAUUUUAAUGUUUGAAAUCGCUACGUUUUAUAUGUAUUAAAAUUUUUCAAAAACUUAAUUAAAAAUUAUAAUAAUAUUUUUAUGUUUUGUUUUAAAAGAAGACAAUAAAAGUGGCAAUGCAUAAAACUACACAUGCUUUGAAGGAAGUGGUCAGAAAAUGUUUUGCUCCCUCUCCCAUUACACUAGAACCCGCACCACACAUUACUUAAUUGUAUAGUUUAGCUCUGUGUGUUUAUUUUCACUUUAAGAGGGAGGCAUAGGGGCACGAUUAAGAUUAGGGCUAUGGUAGGGGUGAAGUGUUUCUUUGAUCCUUUAUUCCCAUACCACAGUCAAAACAAAAGACCCCUCCCCAAACCCCUAUUUGCAUUAGGAAAGAAACAGCCCUACUGGGGACAAUUUUUGUCAUGAUCGUGGCACAGGCAUAAAGGGUUAAAAAGUGCUACUUUUUCAAGCCCUGAUCCUCCCACUCAUCCAUCUUCUAUAGUGUGUACAAACUGAAAAAAGUAAAUAUGCAGCACCAAACUAUUUGUUUGUUCUAUAACUCAGAGUCACUUAAAAGCAUUGAUUGGCAGCAGAUUCAGGAUAGGCCAGAGAAAAUAUUUCUACACACAGUGCAUAAUAAAUUUAUGGAUUUCACCACCAUCUAACAUAACAUACAGACCAUAUAUUGCAAUCCAAUACACACAACAAUCUGGUAAACAAAAUCUAGCAAAGUUUUUCCCCUGACUCAAACCUCUUUAGAUGUUUUUUUAUUUCUUGUUUUGCUUUUCUAUCCCAAAGAGGAGGACUUUCCCUUUUUUCCUCUGAGGAGACCACAAACAGAACCUCAGAGCAACACCAUUCUCCCCACCUGCAGUUCUGGGCAACUGGCAUUCAAACACAUGCCAAAAUCAUGCAGCAGCAUGGAAGACAAGGAGUAAAGGCCAGUGAAUGUGAGUAAUUUUAAUUACAAUCAUAGAAUUAGAGAGUUGGGAUGGAGUUAGCAGUCCUUUAACCCAACCUUAUGUAUGGAAAUGAAAGCUGGACCAUAAAGAAGGCUGAUCACCAAAGAAUUGAUGCUUUUGAAUUAUGGUGCUGGGGGAGACUCUUGAGAGUCCCAUGGACUGCAAGAAGAUCAAACCUAUCCAUUCUGAAGGAAAUCAGCCCUGAGUGCUCACUGGAAGGACAGAUCCUGAAGCUGAGGCUCCAAUACUUUGGCCACCUCAUGAGAAGAGAAGACUCCCUGGAAAAGACCCUGAUGUUGGGAAAGAUGGAGGGCACAAGGAGAAGGCGACGGCAGAGGAUGAGAUGGUUGGACAGUGUUCUCGAAGCUACCAACAUGAGUUUGACCACACUGCGGGAGGCAGUGGAAGACAGGAGUGCCUGGCGUGCUCUGGUCCAUGGGGUCGCAAAGAGUCGGACAUGACUAAACGACUAAACAACAACAACCAACCCAACCCUGAGAGGUGACUAUCCAGUUUCUAUUGAAAUAUCUCCAGUGAAGGCCAGCCCAUCCCCCUGAGGCAGGUGGUUCCCUUGUUGAGGAGUUCUUUUCAUUAGCGAGUUUCUCCUGAUGCUUCCCUGCCAUUUCCACCCAAAUAGUCAUUUUAAUAACAAAAGCAAUUGGGAAUUCCACACCUGUAGUAGGUGACUGGGGAUACUGGGACUUGAUGGACCUUUGGUCUGAUCCAACAGGAUUCUUCCAUUUUUAUAUUUUCAGAACUUUUGACAGGACACUUAAGGAUGGUCUGUAUUCAUUUGCUGCAUAUGUUUCUCUCAUUAACUUAAAGAAGCUGCACAAAAUUGAAAAUAAAGGAUAGGUAUCAAGACAAUCCCUUCACUGGGAAUCCUUUUAUUAGGACAGAACAGCUCAGUGGGUGAGGAAUGCAUGCAUUCAACAAUCCCAUUUUUAAAGAAAAGAAUGUGAUCAUUUCUUAAUAAAAAUGAUCUAAUUAUCUCAAUAAUUCUCUUUUUUAGUUGCAGAAAAAAGGUCUUUUCUAUUCUAGCUGCCCUGUUUCAAGGAUCAUCAAUCACAGUCAUUGGGGUCAUCCAACCCUACCACGAUACCAGUUGUAUACACACUACUAUACAGGGUUUCAUUUUGUGUGGCUGAGCUCAAGGACAUGAUGCUGUUUAACCAGCUGAUGAGACUGGGAAGACAGAAAUAAGGAUGAUGUGAAACAUUACAUUGCACUGUGGAUUCCAAGAGGUAACGGAAGACACAAAUGUUGGGUUUUGUACAAUAAAAACAGACCAGCCUCAAACACUACAGUCAGCCAGGUAUAGGCCUACUCACCCAGGGUAAAAUAGUAAUAAUAAUAAUAAUAAUAAUAAUAAUAAUAAUAUACUGAAAACAGGCAUUGCUAUAGUUCAAAAUGCAUCAAUCAUUUUAACCACAAUGUCCUGUUUGAGAUUUACUUAUUUAUUAAAUCUAUAUAGCUACCACCUCCUUCCUUAGUGACUUGCAUCAGAACAGUAUUCAAAUGCAAUAUAUAAGGACAUGAAAAUCUGACUUUUUGGGGGUUUCUCUCCAUUUCUCAUUGUCCCAGGCUUAAAUUCAGAUUUCUACAUUUCCACAUCAGUCUGCAUUUUGCAAAAAGCCUUCAUGAGAGUUCAUCAGCAUAUUAGAGAAAUUUGAUCCUGAAACACACACACUUGUAUGCAAUUUUGCCUAAAUAUAGACAUUCUUUUUGCAAAGCAGAGUCCCCUCAUAUACAGUGGUGCCUCGCAAGAUGAAAUUAAUUCGUUCCGCGAGUUUUGUCGUCUUGCGAUUUUUUUCGUCUUGCGAAGCACAGUGUCGGGAAAGUUUUGGAAAAGCUUCAAAAAAUCACCAAAGUCUUUAAAAACCUCAAAAAAGGCUACCACACCGUGUUCUAUGAGUUGCUCCUUGAAGUCAAGUCGCAACCGUAUUAAUGGUGUUAAGAAAAAGGAAACAAACUUGCAAGACGUUUCCGUCUUGCGAAGCAAGCCCAUAGGGAAAAUCGUCUUGCGAAGCAGCUCAAAAAACAAAAAACCCUUUCGUCUAGCGAGUUUUUUGUCUUGCGAGGCAUUCGUCUUGCGAGGUACCACUGUAAUACUUUUGUGUGCGCUGUUUUAACUAAUAUAUUUACUGUUACGCUUGCUUUGCCCUAGCAUAUGCAUUUUUUUGUACACAUUACCUAGCUAGAGAACUGCAUUGCAAAAGUCAGAGACGUGCAGACAUCAAAGGCUGGCUGUGGUUCAGUUCAUGUAUUGUUUCACAAAGUGCAAAAUAAGUAGAUCUGCCUUGAAAUGCAAACUGAAUCAAAUUUCUCCCCAUCCCAUGGAAUCUAUAGCCAUUAAAAGCAACAAUAAACAGCAGCAAAACUCUUCCUUUCAGCAGAAGAAUUGUGAAUGCAGCUGCAGUGCUUUACUCCUGAUCAGUGUUUGAAACUCCAGUUGUUCUAGGCACAGUUUGUGACAGGGAAUUUCAUUAGUGUGAGCAGUUUCUGAGCUCUGGACCAGUGCUGGAUUUACAUAUAAGCUAAACAAGCUAUAGCUUAGGGCCCCACUCUCUUGAGGGCCCCAAAAAAAUUUAAAGGGGAAAAAACCUGGAUGUACGUUUUCAAAUUAUAAGAUAACAAACAAACAAAUAAAAUAAAACCUACAUACAGCAACAGUGUUUUGUGUUGUGUAUGGACCUAUCAGGUCCAUAAAUUACCACAUAGCACAACACACAAAACAGCGACAAUUUGUUGUUGAAAAAGGACAGCUGGACAUAUAAAAGGCCCCAUUACCCUCAGUAGCUUAGGGCAUCAAACCUAAAAUCCAGCCCUGCUCUGGACACAGUACUACGCCUAAGAUUUCAGAUUAAAACUGCAGAGUGGAAGGAAAGGAGGGCCUUUUUCUGCCUCCCCACUUCCAGCUACUCUCUGGAGAAGAGACCCUCUUAAGAAUAUUAGGGGUAGGUGAGCAAGGGAAGGACUAGACCAUGUGAAAAAUGAACAUAAUAUUUUAGCUGCAGUUCACUCAUUGUCAGCUUUGUAUUCUUGUUAUAAAGAAAAAGUGUGCCUAGACAUUCCAUUGUUGCACCCAUUACCAGGUUUAAGGUGCCAUUUAGCUCCUAGCUAUCAUAUCUCCAUUUCAAACACUGCUCCUGAUUACAGGUUUCACUAUCAUCCCUCUGCCAGUGUGGUGUAGUGGUUAAGAGCGGUAGACUCGUAAUCUGGUGAACCGGGUUCGCGCCUCUGCUCCUCCACAUGCAGCUGCUGAGUGACCUUGGGCUAGUCACACUUCUUUGAAGUCUUUCAGCCCCACUCACCUCACAGAGUGUUUGUUGUGGGGGAGGAAGGGAAAGGAAAUUGUUAGCCACUUUGGCUAACUCCUUCGGGUAGUGAUAAAGCGGGAUAUCAAAUCCAAACUCUUCUUCUUCUCUUCUUGUCUGCUUCUGAUGUUCAGACUAUGAAUGCCAUUGCCAUUGCUUAUGAUGCCCAAAUGCUGGAGGAUGGGAAGGGGAAUGUGGGUGGGGGACAUGGAAUAGAUUGGCUGGACUCUGAAACACCUGCAUUCCAUGUUGCAAGUCCCACUUGUGGACAGUGGCGGAGCUUCGUGCUCUGGCACCGGGGGGCGGAGAGCAGGUGGGGGUGGGGCUGGUGCGUGUCCUGGGGGUGGGGCACGCCACCUGCAGGGGCGUGGCGCCCAGCGCAGGGGGGCAGCCAUGAUGGCACCCCACCGGGAUUGCACUACCGAGGGCAGUCCGCUCCCCCCGCACUCCUCUUCCUCCGCCAGUGCUUGUUGAAUUAUUUACAUAUGUUCCUGUAUGUCCUUUCCCCUGCUAGUUCCACUUUUAUAUCAUCUCACUACCGGGAGGUCUGAGGAAUAGGUGGCAACAUUGCUGCUAUCUACAGAGAGAGGUUGUUUUUUUAAUCCACCUGUAAGUUACGAUAUUCCCACGAAAAGAGUGAUUGCAAGGUGGGGCUUGGGGAGCAUUAAAUGAGACAGACAAAAGCAAGUGAUAACCUGUGCAGCUAAUCCAAGCUGUACACUGCAGCACUGCAGCUUAGUGGAUCAUCUGCAGCUGAAACCCAUUUUAUGCCUCCUUUUCUCCGAGAUACCACCAACCCCAGCCCCACAACACUUCUGGUUUAGCACUAAAAACAGCAUGCACUAAACAAAGGAUAGUCAACUUGAUGCCCUCCAGAUGUUCAUAGACUCCCAUCAGCCCUGGUCAGCAUGCCCAAGAGGCAGGAAUGAUGGGAGUUGUUAUAGUAGGACUUGGAGACUUCCAUGUCCACUCCCAGGCAAGGCCCCAUAUCAUGACAGGUGGUGGGAUGGGUGGGUGUACAUUGUCCCCUUAGCCAUAUGCUAAGUUGUCAUUCAGGUGCUACCUAAACUACAAACCCACAUCCAUAAUAAUAUAAGAAAGGCCCCACUAGAUCAGACCAAAGGCCCAUCUCGUCUAGCAUCCUGUUCUCACAGUGGCCAACCAGACACCUAUGGAAACCCCACGAGAAGGGCCUGAGUGCAAAAGCAGCCUCUUCAUGGCCCCAGCAACUGGUAUUCAGGGCCAUACUGUCUCUGACAUGUAGGUAGAAUAUAGUCUUAUCCUCCACAAAUUUGUUUUAUUUUCCCUUAGCUGCUGGGAAAUCCUCUAUUUGUAAUUUAAUGGCAGACCAGAGGAAGAGGGCUUUGUCAUGGAAAAAUCUCAUUGAAAAAUCCUAGGAAAGGGGGAAAGUCCAGAAAUGACAUUAGAGUAGGCACCAGGUGGGUCUUUUUUUCGGAAAAAGUGUUCCAUAACCCAAAAAGGGCAACUCCUGAAAGGCCCUUUCUCUUCUAACCCACCACAGCCACCAUAUUCUGUUGUUCAGCCACUGUGGAUUAGGACCAGCAGAGAAAUUCAUGCAAAUCUACCUAAUUUGCAUUAUCUGAAACAAUAUGCAAACUGAACCAAAACUGCCCUUUAAAGUUUGCCCUUCUCUGAAUUUUGUUAUGCCAUUCUUCAACUGAAUAAUGUGUGCAAAUAAAUUAUGCAAAGGAGUGCAAAAAAAAAUUGCAUCAGAUUGGUGAAAAAUCAUUGCCGAAUUGUGUAUAUCAGGCAAAAUUGCAUUAAAAAUGUGUACAUUAGGAGAAAUUGACACUAAAGUACUGUUUUCAUGAUUUUUUUAAAAAAAUAUUUUAAUUGAAACUAAAGUAGAAAUAUGGAGAGAUGAGGUUUAAGACUGGAAAAUAUGAGCAACAGAGAGAAACCAAAAGCAGAAAGAGAAAGGAAUGGAGAGAGAACAAUGGUACAUUUUGUAGUGGGCCCAGAAGAAUCCUUGACUGUGUUCAUGUGAAUUACUGGGCUGAGCACAGAUAGAAGCUCUCCCAGUGUUUGAACCAAUCCUCUAGAGGCCCAUUAAAAUGUUCCUGACAAACUUAACUCAGGGUGUAGAACCAAUGAGCCAGAUGUAGGUGCGCAUGAGGAUAAAAAUGGGCAGCCUGAAAAACAGAAUGCAGCCAUCUUGAUCUCUCAGACACCAAAUGGUUCCCCUUGAUCAUACAGUGUAGACCGGGAAGGUAAAUGUGCCCAGUUUCCUUUGAAACAUCCAUGGCAGCUUCUCUCUUGGGGCAAUAGCAGGUUUAAGAACAGGGUAUGAGGACUACCACACAGAGGGGAAAGUUUCAACCCUCCAUUGGGUCAUUGUUCCAUCAUAGCCUUUUCUUUAAUCUCCCCCACCCCUUAAAAAUAACACUACCACAGAACAUAAAUUACACUGGUUUUCUGCAUAUCCACCCCAUCCAUAAUAGCACCUCACCUGUUUAUUCUUGCACAGCCUUGACUGUUUCUCAGUUUCAUAUACGAUAUACGAUAUCUUUAUUGUCAUUGUCCCAUACAGAACAAUGAAAUUGAAAAACUACAUAAAACAUUCAAAACAUUCAAAAACCCCUAAAAACUCUGAAACCCCAUUUUAAAAUACAAUAUACUAUACAGACUUCAUAAAGGCAUCUCAAAGGGUUUCCCCCUUUUGGACAUCAUAUUUCCAUGGCAGGUUAUUGCAACCACAGCUGUAUGUCUGAGGGUAUGUCCACAACCACUGGUGCAGGUAGGUAAUUGUAGACUCUGGACUUUAGAUGAUAAUAUGUAUUGCUACACUUCAGGGCUGGCCCGAUACAUUUUGGCACCUGAGGCAAACCAAAAAAUGGUGCCUUCCCCACAUCAGGUACAAGGCGGAAAGAAAGAUUUACAUCAGGAUCUGCUGCCCCUGUAGAUCCUGAUGCCUGAGGUGGUCACCUCUCUUGGCCUCAAGUAGGCUGGCCCUGCUACACUUCUUUAAACAGGUGCAUGCUGCAUUUGGGCGCCCUGAAGCUCAUUCUACUGCAUGGGGGCUCUGGACAUCUGCCCCCAAAUCCUGACCUAGCAGCACCAGUGUCUACCAGUGGCUAAGCAUGGGGGGGGGGACAGGGGCUGUUAACCUGGGCACAAAAUUCUUAGGGAUGCAAAAUUUCAAUACCUGGUGCUGCCUCAAUAAAGCUAUGUGCUUCCGUCGCUGAGCUCUGUUGAAAAUAGCUUCUCUAUCUGAACCAGGAAGUGAUCUGUAUGGACAAUGGAACAACUCUUCUUAUCUCUACAAUGUCCUGAGUGACAUGGAUGUUGUUAGGCAGUUGAAUGUGCAUGCAAACUCCAUUCCCCCCCCCAUACAGCCCUGGGCGCUAUCAACCCAUGCUAUGCCACUAAAUUCUUGGGGGAAAGUGAUCUGUGAGCCCCCAGUGAGUACUACAAACACCCAAGGAAUGAGGGACAAAUCAACACAUUUGGUUCUCUUGUCUGAACACAUCCUGAAUCAGCGCUGUACUUCCAGUGCAGCAGCAGUCUCCUCCUCCUAGAUAUCAUUUAACAAUGCCCAACAAUUUAUGUGCCCAACAAAUUCAAGGUAGCCUUUUGCAAAAAAUAAAAUAAAAAAAUCUGACCCACUUUUCUUUCUUGUUUAGGCUCCUUUCUAAAUAUAUAUUGGGAGGGAAUGAAGCAGAGUCAGGAGAAUUGUGCUUCAUUAGGUGAAAAGGGAGCUAUGUGAGAGUAUAAGGUGGGCACCCCUCCCUCUUUUCCCCCAUUGGGGACAAUAAAUCUGAUCCAACGUUCUCUGAUCAACAGCAACGUGAAAAUUGCAAACCUGACCAGUACAUCAAACAGGAGUUUGAAAAAUACUUUGUGGGAGGGGGUGGGAUGCUAACUGUGCAUCCUUAUCCUGUGACUGCACUGAUAUUAAAUCUGGAAAUAGCACAGAGCAACAACCACCACAAACACAAAGACACAGAAGCUGUCAAAACAGAAACCAAACAAAAUCCCUAAUGGGGACUUGGGGUGAAAAGAGCAAAAUAAGAAGAGUAUGCAGCAUAGGUUUAUGAUUAUAUUUAAAUCUUUAGGCAGCAGAUAAGGGGAUUCCAAAAUUCUCUCUGUCUAAGCAAUUUUUGCAACCAAUGAAAGGGAAUUGUUAAUCAGGCUGAGUGCAAAGGCAAUUUCCAGAGGACACUAAUACAAUAUGAUAUGGACUUGCCAUUUGUUCUAUGAGCAGCCUGCAGGAUCUCUGAGUUGCCCUCUGCUUUGAUUUCUAUGUACUGUGAACUGAUAUAGAAAAGCUUGUUUGAGAUCCUAUAGAAAGCGUGCCAACUUCUUCCAGAAGGCUUCUUGGCAACCUAUGGUCAAAGACUUGGAAUGAUCCAGCAAAGCAUCUAAUGCAGUUCUCUUUCGCUUCCAAUGCAGGGCAAAAUGGGGAAUCAGCACACAAGGGCCAUCUUUCCCAUAGGGUUUAGUGGUGCGUUGUGCCAGGGCGCCAGCCUCUCGGGGCUCCCCAGCAAGUGAGGGAGAUGCACGGCUUUGCCGACAGCCUCCCCUUUCCCUGCACACCCACCAGCUGCGCCCUGCUAACCAUAAGGCUGGUGGGCGUGCAGCUUCCCUCCCAAGCCUCCUUGGGAGGAGAGCGAUCCCGACAGAGGCGUAGGAUGGAAGCUGCGCCCCGCCAACCAUAUGGCGGGCAGCUUCCCUCCCAAGCCUCCCAAGCCUCUGCGGGGAUUGCUCUCCUCCCGAGAAGGCUUGGGAGGGCAGCUGUGCUCUUCACCCACGAAGACUUGGGAGGGGCACAUCUUCACUCCCAAGCCUCUGCAAGGAUCGCUCUCCUGCAGCGGCAUGGGGGAGAGUUGCGUGCCCCCCCCGAUGGCUGGCAGUGCGCAGCUACGGCCACCCCAACACUAUCGGUGGUAAUUUGGGGGCACUGGGCGGAUGUUUGCACCCCGGCACCGCAUCUGCUAAAGACGGCCCUGGGUGUUGAAUAAAUUAAUGGAGGACAGAUCUAGUAAUGGCUUUUGCUAGUCAUAACAGCUAAGACAGAAACUCCCUUGAUCAGAGAUGAGCUCCAUGGUUCUGGUGGUCAGAUGCUGGGCAAACAAAAGGUGGUACCAUUCUCAGGCCAUCUUUGUCUGCCUCACAGAUCCCCCUCCCCAGCCCACAAGGCUGGCAAGAAUUAGCUCAGGACUGCAGCUGAAAUGAAUUUGGAUGGAGCAAGAUGGAAUUCUCCAGCAAAAUACCUCAAUUUGUGUCUGCUUAAAAAUCAGACUAAAAAAAUAUAUAUAAUCAGACAUAUUCUCCAAAGCUUAAUGUUCUCAGCAUUACCAGUUUUAAAUUGUGCAAGAUAUAUGAUUGUUUUUAAAAAGGCAUGUUAGCCUGGUUAGCUCAGUUGGUUAGAGUGUGGUGCUAAUAAUGCCAAGGUUGCAAGUUUGAUCCCCAUAUUGGACAGCUGCAUAUUGGACAACUCUACAAUCUAUGAUUCUAUGUGUAAGAGGACCAUGUUUGCGCCAGAAGAGGUUGUCAUGCUGGCCACAUGACCUGGAAAGCUGGCUGUGGACAAAUGCUGGCUCCCUCAGCCUGAAGCGAGAUGAGCAUUGCACCCCAUAGUCACCUUUGACUGGACUUAACUGUCCAGGGGUCCUUUACCUUUUUUACCUUUUUACUAGUAUUCUUAAAAUUGGCUAAGAUUUAAAAAAUUGAAGUGGUUUUUUAAAUGGAGUAUUCCAAAAAGGAAAGUCUCUGAAGUGAAACUUGAAAAGCUCAAAAUUCAAAAUAUCACUUUUAAAAAAUCAUUUUAUAAGCAAAAAACAGAGCAACAACAUGUCAGACAAGCACUUGAGAAAUCAAAAAGUCUUUAUUAACAUUUAACAUGCAAUUCAAGCUUCUAAAUAAUCCUGGGAGUUGUAAUUUAUCCCCUGAAGUGCCUAGUGUCCUUCAUAAACUACAGUUCCCAAGAGUCUUUGAAGGGAGGAAUGUGAUUUAAAUGUGCGGUACAUUCACAGCCUAGAUAAACUAUAUUUCAAAUGGAAUAAUUCCGGUGGCCUGGAGGGCUUCAUUGGAGAAGCAGUUCCAUAGCUGUAGCACCAACAUUGAGAAAUCAUGGUUACCAAGAGAACUAACCACAAGGAAUUUAGUAAAGGUUCUUGAGAUGUCUAUUAUUUGGGUCAAUUCUAGUUUAAAGUUUCAAGCUGUAAUGUCACCCUGGAGUCUUCUGCAGAAAUAAAAAAUAAGGAUUUGUGCAUGAUAUUUCCUCAUUGGUGGCCAGCUUUUCAUGGACACCUGCCAUGAAAAUGUGUCUACAUGAAAAGUUCAGCUUCUGUUGUGUUGCUUCAAAUGUCGUUCUCCAACAUUGGCUAACUGAAAUAAGCAUGCAGCUUCAGACAAACAUAGCUGUCCUUGUUACAGGCUUUCCACACACCAUAAAUCAGAAGGUCUUGUGAAGAGCCAAUCUUCACUUAAUUAGACUUCCCUACAGUGUAAAGAGUUGGAGAGGUGUGUGUGAAAGAAAGAGAGAAACCGUCCAUCAUAGGCUUUCUGCUGUUGGACAUAGUAAAGGUAAAGGGACCCCUGACCAUUAGGUCCAGUCGUGACCGACUCUGGGGUUGCGGGACUCAUCUCGCUUUAUUGGCCGAGGGAGCCGGCGUACAGCUUCCGGGUCAUGUGGCCAGCAUGACUAAGCCGCUUCUGGCGAACCAGAGCAGCGCAUGGAAACGCCAUUUACCUUCCUGCCGGAGCGGUACCUAUUUAUCUACUUGCACUUUGACGUGCUUUCAAACUGCUAGGUUGGCAGGACGGGGAGCUCACCCCAUCAUGGGGAUUCGAAUCGCCGACCUUCUGAUCAGCAAGUCCUAGGCUCUGUGGUUUAACCCACAGCGCCACCCACGUCCCCGCUGUUGGACAUACAGCAUUAGAAUUCUAGAAUACAAAGAAAAACUCAUUUGGUGGAUCAUUCCUCUGCACAAAUGGAAAUAUAGAGUUUGUAGUCAAGUCAAUAAACUGUAGUCAAGUGGAAACUGUUGCUAUAGUUGUAGCUGCUGGUCCUAAUGGUGGCAAUUUCACACAUCUUUUCUCAUCAGUGUUAUGGGCCAUAUUGAUUUAAGUGCCUUAAGAAUGUCAGGUGCAAAAUGUUUGUGGACAGCCCCAUCCACACUGCCCAGCUAAAGGAUUUGGGUGUAAGCUGCUACAGCCCCAGUGCUUUCAAGGGCAACUGAAGGCCUCAAAUCCAAAGCCUUUCACUGAAAAAGGAUCGUGGAUUGGGCCGAGAAUAUAAAGGUGUGUGCUUAUGCGUCCACAUUCAUCUAUAUUCAGAGGCACUGGCUAGCAUUUUUCUCUCACUGGGGAUCUACUACAGCUGAUUUUUUUAAGAAAAAUGUUAAAGAUUUCCCCCUAAAUGUUAAGGAGAUGGAACCAUGAGGACUAGAACCAGUUUUUUUAAUGCAGCUAAAAUGGGAAAAUGAGAGGUGUCUCUUAAUAAAAAAUAUUCCUCUUUUCCCUGAUUUCAUUUGCAAGAUUCUCACGUGUGUGUUGUGUUGUGCCUUAGAUGGCUGUGGUGCCCUUAUCCACCUUCAGCCUUUUGAAAAAGGUGGGUCACAAUAAUCUAAGCAAAUGUAGAAAUAAUGUUGUGCAUGCCUUAGCUUGUGGCAGCUCCUUGAGUGAGUGCAAAACUAAUAUUUCUGCCUAAGUACGGGUGGAGGAAGAAGGACAGAGGAAGAAAAAACUGUGGGGAGAUGUUUCUGAUCAUAACUUAGUUCACUCAGGGAGAGCCCAAAACAGUUAACACUUGCAGAGAAGCCUCCUGGAGGCAACCCAGACUCCUAAAUGAACAUAUAUGCCUGAACAAACAAACAAACAAAACCAACAGCAAAUCUGGGGAUUUAAGGUGCACUUUCUAAUUAAGCUUAAGCGCAUUGCACUAAUGAAUUCAUCAGUUACACACAAGCGAUAUUGCUGUGUCUUUAAAUACCUGUUUGUGGGAGGGGGGAGCUGUAGAAGCGGAGUACCUUUCAUUCUCCGUUCAUUCUGGACAAUGAGAACACCUCGGGAUACCAGGCCUUUGCUUCUUCCCUCUCUUCCCAUAGAGAUGCUCCACCUGCAGCGCUUGCAGAUGGAGAGCUGGUACUGGGUCAGUAAAAAAAAUAAUUAAAAUUUUUAAAAAGCACGUGGAGGAUUCGUUUACCCCGAGACAUGACAGAUCCUACGCUGGUUAAAAGGGUUCUGUCGGAUCUCAACACUUCCAAGAAUGCCGUCGGGCUGGGGGUGUCAGUAGGCCAAAGCAAGGAGGAGUAGGGAGAGGGAGAGGGAGAGGGAGAGGGAGAGGGAGAGAGAGAGAGAGAGAGAGAGAGAGAGAUUUCAUACCUAAAUUCGUGGGCCAUGCAGCCGAAACGUGCAAACCUCCACAUUCCCACCCACCCCGUCUUAUGCACGCACAACACACACUCUGAUCUACAAUUGAUUAUUAACCAGAGCUGUUUUUGCUUUACACGGGAAGCUUGGGGUGUGUGGGUAGGUGGAGAUACAAGCACAGCAGAACACGUCGGUUGCUUUCACAGGUUUUGAAAUGUACAAAGGCAGCAAAAAGUGAAACCUUCCUUCCUGCCCUGAGAUCACCUCCCCCCACUUUUCUUUUCUCCUUCUCCCCUUUCCCCACCUCCCACUAUCAGAUCAUGGGCGACGCAAAAAUGGCUCUUUGGGAACAAGUUCCUGUUCCAAUCAGAACAUACGAUACACUGCAGACUCUCUCUCUCUCUCUCUCUCUCUCUCUCUGUGUGUGUGUGUGUGUGUGUGUGCGCGUGUGUGUGUGUGUUCUCUAAAUGGAAUGCGUGUAGGUAGGUAACAGGUUAGUAAAUGCAGAGCUGUGCAAGGAGGGAGGGCGCGAUAAGUACUGAGUUUCAUCAUCAACACAUUUCAAACCACGUUCCACUCAGAUGAAGGAAACAGAUCUCCCCCUCCCUCGACGUGAUUUUCAGGUUCGGGGUGUUCUUAGUUGUUCCUUUAUUUUUAUAGACUUUCACCUCGAUCCUGACUCAGCACGUGGUCUGGGCACUGAAAUGAGCUUCCCAGUUAUCCUUGUUAAGCACCUCUGCAAAAUACGGUAAGCUGCUCCGUCAACGCACCGAGAUCUACAGGUACGUCUCGGCUGGAACUAAUGUGGGAGACAACUUGGCAGCUGACCAGUUGCAUGGGAACGGAGAACGUACUGAGUCAGACAACUGUCCUAUUAUCAAGCUCAGUAUUGUCCACACGGACCGGCAGAGGCUCUCCGGGGUUUCGGGCAAGGGGAGAUGCCGGGAGUUGAACACUCAACCUUCUGCACGCCAAGCAGAUACUCUGCCGCUGAGCCACGUCUCCUCCCCAACUUACUGCGACACGAUUGCCAUGUCCCUCCGAAUUUUCAAAGGGGUGGGGAGUCAGAAUAGGAAGCUGAAGCAGCAGGGAGACGUUUUGCAUUCAACCUGAACACUUUUUUUUCUAAAUAAGGGGGAGGGUUCGAGGGGCUCCUGAACACUUGCCAGUCUGUGCUCAUUCCGACAGCCUCGUUCUUCUUACGCGCACCCGCAAGCGCAGCCACGCACACGGAUCCAAGCGAUGAAAUCCAUUAGCCUUUUUUGACCUUUCCAGAGUGAAACCAAAGUGGUGGUUUCAAGAUCUGUACACUUCCCUUAGGAAUUCAAAAAUUAAAAUAAAAUAAAAUAAAAGUCAGCCUUUACUAAUGUGAGAUUUGGACUUAGUCUCAAAUUCGCUGGGUUUAACCUGGACGGUGCCCUACAGAAGAUUUAGAUAGAAUCAUAGAACUGUGGAGUUGGAAGAGAUCCCAAUGGUCAUUUAGUCCAACCCCCUGCCAUGCAGGAAUCUCAACUAAAGCAUAGAUAGAUAGAUAGAUAGAUAGAUAGACAGAUAGAUAGAUAGAUAGAGUCCGGAAUUUAAUCACCAUCAACUGGGACUCAUUUGAGGCAUCAUUUGAACCAGGGGCGCUUUAAUCUGUUUUUUGCUCUCUUUUAGAAUUGCCUGUGUUUCCUUCUCGAAGAUCAGGCGCUCGUUUACUUCGGAGUCUCGCCUGCUUAAUUGUUUAUUGAACCUCUUUACUGUCUUGCGAAAUCAGCGGCUGCUACUCCCGCAGCUGUUGUCGCCCAGUGUAAGGAGACGUGUGCGGAGACCAGAGUACCACGCACGCACACCUUUCCUGCAUCCCAGCCACGUCGGCAGCUAGAGCAUCCACAGAUGGUCCGGCUGCGUUACUUAGGCGCAAGCUCUUUCGCGGGAACUUUCUGGCCAGCAAGUGAAGCUGAGGAUCGGAGCCUUGCCUAUCCCACAUCGCAUUCUCACUCGCAUCCGGCUUCGCUCUUCGCCACCGCCAGUGAACCGGAUUCAAACCAGG
Podarcis lilfordi (Lilford's wall lizard) is the source of this 25249-nucleotide messenger RNA. NCBI's taxonomy places the organism in Eukaryota, Metazoa, Chordata, Lepidosauria, Squamata, Lacertidae. The record is from the annotation of a GenBank genome assembly.